AUGAUCCUGCGAUGGGCGCAUAGAAGCGCGAAUUCGCUCGAGUUCAAGCAGCUGUUCACGCCGGUCAUUGGCUUGGAGGUCCAUGUGCAAUUGGCCACGAAAACGAAACUCUUCUCCCCGGCGCCUGUGCAAGACGAUGCGCCGCCAAAUUCAGUGGUCCACGCGUUUGACAUGGCCACCCCGGGCACGAUGCCGCGUCUUAAUCGACAGUGUGUCAUGUUGGCGCUGCGAAUGGCGCAUGCUUUACGUUGCGAAAUCCCGCCGUGGAGCCGAUUCGACCGCAAGCACUACUUCUAUGCCGAUAUGCCAGCUGGUUACCAAAUCACGCAGGCCGAUCAUCCGAUCGCCACAAACGGCAGGCUUGACGUCCCAAUUGAACGGCUACAACUUGAGCAGGAUUCUGGGAAGACCAUGCACCAGGACGGCAGCUCGUUGGUGGACUUGAAUCGUGCGGGCGUCCCACUCGUCGAGGUGGUCACUGCGCCCGUCUUCCGGUCGGCCCUCGAAGCCACCUGUUUCGUCCGCCAGCUGCGCCUCAUCCUCAUGCACUAUCAAGUCUCGCGCGGGCAAUUGCACAAGGGCCACCUCCGCGUCGACGCCAACGUCUCGCUGGGCAAGGAUGGCGAGAAUGGCGUGCGCACCGAGAUCAAGAACCUGAACAGUGUCCGGCUGCUCCACACGGCGAUCAACUACGAGAUUGACCGCCAGUACGGCAUCCUGUCGACGGGCGGCCGGGUGGUGAACGAAACGCGUGGGACAGACGCGCAAGGACGCACGGUGGCGAUGCGCGACAAAGAGGAGGAGACCGACUACCGCAUGAUGGUCGAGCCGAACUUGCCGGAUUUGAGGAUUCAUGACCGCUGGCUUGCCGACACUCGACAUUCCGUCGAUGCUCUCGGUCUGGCGCCUCAUCAAAAACGAAUCGCCGAUUUCGGAAUCGACCCGCCGGAAGACGAACAGCUGUCCCACUUCUUCGACGCAUGCGCCGGAAAUCUGAAUAAAAGCGCCGAACAGUCGGUUGAUAAGGUUUCCAUCAAGCUCUUCCUCAACUACCUGCAGGACGUGAAAAAUAUUUGCCAGCGCGAGGAGCUACCGUACCCCCCGCGAAGCACGGCGUUCCCCGGGCAAUUCUGCAGCACCCUACUGCUCCUCGAGCACGACAGGAUCACGAGGCUCGUCGCGCUGGCCACACUGCGCGCGGCGCUCCGCGGCGAGAUUGAUGACGUCGAAAAACACAUCACCGACGAGAAGCUGUGGCGCAUCAGCGAGCUGGGCGAAAUUCAGACGAUCUUCGACGAUAUCCUCGUGGUUGACGGGGCGCUGCUGGCCAAGGCACGCGGCGGCAACGCGAAGGCGUUCACCCGGCUGCGCAACGCGAUCAUUGACCGCUCGCGCCGCUGCGUCACCGUCGACGAUGCGGAGAGCUUUUUGAGACGGGUGCUGAAUGAACAGGAAUCUAGUGCA
Molecule: messenger RNA, 1464 nt
Organism: Mesorhabditis spiculigera
Lineage: Eukaryota; Metazoa; Nematoda; Chromadorea; Rhabditida; Rhabditidae
Source: the annotation of a GenBank genome assembly